UCCAUAUUGUUUUUUCACGACUCAAUUUUCGGACAUUUUUUAUGUUUUCGGUAUAUGAGUAUUAAGCCGUGGCCUGUUGUAUAUUUAUAUAUGUAUAUGUAUGUCUAUGGCUGUUGGCUACAGAUUAAAGUUAAAAGGCUUGCCUUUUUAAAACAAGAGUUUAUGAUAAGAAGACUGCUUCCAAAUUUCAUUUUGAUUCAUUGAGUCAAAUUUCUUUUUUAUUAUUUUCCCUGUACUCAUAUUUGUUUUGAUAUGAAUGAAUAAAUAUGCAAACUAGUGUAAUAUAAAACUGUAAAAAUACAAAAAAUGAAAUAUAUUUAUAUCAAAACCGUGAACAGAUUUACGUUAACACAUAAACAUGUUUACUGGUGUUCUGUUUAAAAAUUCCGAUUGUAUUGACGCUCGUGAAUACAUUGAAUAGAUAAGAUAGACAGAAUAACACAAAACAAGGAGAAAUGGCCUCGGCUGCUACAUCACCGACGGAAGACGAUGAAUUAACAUUACCGCGUGCAUCGAUCAACAAGAUAAUCAAAGAAAUUUUACCACAUGUACGCGUAGCAAACGAAUCCCGGGAAUUGAUAUUAAAUUGUUGCACAGAAUUUAUUCAUUUAGUUUCUUCCGAGGCGAAUGAAAUUUGUAAUCAACAACAGAAGAAAACCAUUAACGCUGAACAUAUUCUUCAAGCACUUGAAAAACUUGGAUUUGGAGAUUAUAGCGUAGAAGCUGAGGCGGUUCUACGAGAUUGCAAAGCUGUCGCUGCUAAACGAAGACGUCAGAGCACUAGAUUAGAAAAUUUGGGAAUUCCGGAAGAAGAACUCCUUAGACAACAACAAGAAUUAUUUGCAAAAGCAAGAGAAGAACAAGCGGUUGCUGAACAACAACAGUGGCAACAAUUACAAGCAGUUGCAAAAAUGGCCUCGAUACUACAGUCUGAUAGUGAACAAGAAGAUUACUCGUAAACGAAGCUUACUUUAUUCGAUUUGUCAAUGUAUUUCGUCGAGAUCGAUUGAAAACGAAUAAAAAGUGAUUUCUAAGCAGUGUAGCAAAUUUGGGAUAAUUACAAUAAUGUAUAUUGCUCUAAUCUUUCUUUGAUUUAUUCAACUUUUACAUAUUGUUAUGUAUAUAUAACUUGGGAAAAGUUAGGAGAUCAUUGCUUUCCUGCUUCUGCGAUUGUGUUAUAAAUAAAUACAAAAAAUGAUGACCCUUUUAUAUAGUUCUGCGCACAUUGCUUCAUGCACAACUCAUUCGCUGCAUAUGUACUGUACUUGAAGAUUAUGGCAUUAAUCUCCCAUAUUCGGAGGAAAGGUGACUUUUUUUAAUUGCUUCCAUCACUCUUGAAACAUAGUGGUACCUAAGUAAUUUAUAAAAUGAUUAUAAAAUGAUUAUUAUAAAAUGUAAUGAGAAUAAAUUACUUUUAUUUCUUAUA
Molecule: messenger RNA, 1426 nt
Organism: Bombus huntii
Lineage: Eukaryota; Metazoa; Arthropoda; Insecta; Hymenoptera; Apidae
Gene: NC2beta
Product: protein Dr1
Exons: 2
Coding region: 456-959 (167 amino acids)
Biological process (GO): negative regulation of transcription by RNA polymerase II; chromatin remodeling; positive regulation of transcription by RNA polymerase II
Cellular component (GO): negative cofactor 2 complex
Molecular function (GO): general transcription initiation factor activity; core promoter sequence-specific DNA binding; protein heterodimerization activity
Source: RefSeq, a predicted model, not a curated record